Molecule: messenger RNA, 2015 nt
Organism: Lucilia cuprina (Australian sheep blowfly)
Lineage: Eukaryota; Metazoa; Arthropoda; Insecta; Diptera; Calliphoridae
Product: cytochrome b5 reductase 4
Exons: 4
Coding region: 171-1760 (529 amino acids)
Biological process (GO): generation of precursor metabolites and energy; superoxide metabolic process
Cellular component (GO): endoplasmic reticulum
Molecular function (GO): heme binding; oxidoreductase activity
Source: RefSeq, a predicted model, not a curated record
UUCAAUAAAAUUACAAAAGUAAAUGUGUAGAACGGUACAAAGUAAAUAUAUUUAUAAGAUAAAGUGAAAUAAUAUUUUUAUGUUGAUGUAGAAAGGUUGGUCUUUUUACAUAAAUACAUAUGAAAUAAAAAGAUACUUAAAAUACCGUCCUAAGGAUAUUAAGGGAAAGAAUGGCAGAUCAUUUAAAAGUUCCUUCAUCGGCGGGUGUAAAUUCGACGUUAUUGUCUGUUGCAGUACCACAAAAAUUUCAAAAUACCGGUUCCGCAACAGGAAAUCCACGUAAUAAAUGUGCUUUAAAACCUGGACAUUCUUUAAUGGAUUGGAUAAGGUUGGGAAAUUCAGGCGUUGAUCUAUCUGGUACUGGUGGACGGACAGUGUCCGUAACAAGAGAAGAAUUGGUAAAGCAUAACACAAGAAAUGAUGCUUGGAUAGCAAUAAAUGGUGUUGUAUAUAAUGUAACAAGAUAUAUGGAUUUUCAUCCUGGAGGUGUUGAAGAACUUAUGCGUGGGGUUGGUUCAGAUGCUACUAAACUCUUCAAUGAAGUACAUGCUUGGGUUAAUUAUUCGCAACUAUUGAAUAAAUGUCGUAUAGGCCCUCUUACAAACACGGUUAAAAUGGAAUCUAUAAUUAACGAAUCACCUAAUAAAACCCCAUUAGAUUUCUUUGCAAAACCCGUAACAGAGGUCGAUAUUGUUCCCCGUUUGGACUGGAUACAAAAACAGGACGAUAUAACUUUAUUUUUUUAUACGAAGCAGUUAUGUAAUCCAGGUUCUUUAAUACGGAAAAUAAAUAAUGAGGACAAUCAUAUUGAAAUGUGGAUAUUUAUUGGCUUUAAUCUUCACAAAUUUAAUUUUACAUUUCAAGGACGAGUAAAAUGGCCACCAAAACUAAUGCAAAUAUCUACUGAAAGUGGUAAAAUUGAGGUAAAAUUUAAAAAACAUGACGAGGAAAUUAAAUUGUGGAGUGAUUUGGGCAAAUAUAAAAAAUCGAAAAUAUUGUCUAGCUCUUCAGAGUAUGAGACAUCAUUGUUAGAUUUUAAAAUGUCUUACAAACAUCAAUUUAAUACAGAUUCUUUCGUCAUUUCAUUGAAAAAUGAAAACAUUAUUUAUACUCUUCCAAUAGGCUAUCAUGUAACAAUUGAAGAUUACGUAAAUGAAAUAAAAAUGACGAAAUGUUAUACACCUGUUCCUAAGAAAUAUAUUGAUAAAUACUUUAACAACGAAAUGGAUAUGGGUCACAAACAUUUUCUAAUAAAACAAUAUCCUCAUCGAAAUAGUUUUUCCCAUUACUUGUGCAAUUUAGAAACACAUACAACAUUGAAACUUUCCUUACCGAAGGCAAGUUUCAAACUGUCGACGUUAGCAUCGCAUAAAAGAUUGUGUUUUCUUGCAGCAGGCAGUGGUUUGACACCAUUUUUAGGACUCAUAGAUCAUCUAUUACAAAGAAACACUAAUCGAAUAGAUGUUUUAAAAUUGCUUUAUUUUAAUAAAACAUCGGCAGACAUUUGGUGCAAUGAAAUGUUAAAUGAUUUAUCUAUAAAUGAUGAAAGAUUUGAGAUUGUCAAUAUAUUGUCAAACGCUGAAGAGUCUUGGUCUGGUAAAAAGGGGAGAGUGUGUACAGAAUUAUUAUUUCCUAUUGUAAACAAAUCUAUGGAUAACAUUUCAUAUAUUGCUGCAUGUGGUCCAAAUAAUUUUAUCAUAAAUGUGGAAAAAAUACUUAACGAAUUAAAUUUUCCUAGUGAUAAUUUAUUUAUAUUUUAAAUACUAUUAUUAUAUUUUAAAUAUGUAAAUAAAUUAUACAGAACCAUAGUUAAAUUGAAAUGCCUAUAAAAUGUACGGAAUUUAAAAUUAAAAUAUCUAAUCAUUGCUAAUAUCUGUUUUAUAUAAUUCUCCAUAGUUAAGUGUUUGUAAUUUAAUUUAUCAAUAUCCUUACUUUAAAACAGUCAGUUUAAAAACAAAUAUCUGAGAAUUUAAAAUGAAAUCAAAAUACAUGCAAUAUUGGCUUAUUUUCUUAAA